Molecule: messenger RNA, 8274 nt
Organism: Clupea harengus (Atlantic herring)
Lineage: Eukaryota; Metazoa; Chordata; Actinopteri; Clupeiformes; Clupeidae
Gene: gigyf1b
Product: GRB10 interacting GYF protein 1b
Biological process (GO): insulin-like growth factor receptor signaling pathway
Cellular component (GO): cytosol
Molecular function (GO): protein binding
Source: RefSeq, a predicted model, not a curated record
UGUUACCAGCCAGUAAAUCUGGCAUCACACCAACACAACAGUGCAAGUGAGACGAGCAGCCUGGGAAAAAAAAAAAAAAAAAUCAGUCAUCUUAACCUGCAGAAGAAUAUGAUGUGGCACUAGAUGAGAUAUUUCAGCUUAUGUUAGGCUAACAUUUCUAAUCUGUUAACACUGAGUUGAUAAAAUCACAGUUAAAUGUCAAGCCCUGUCUUAAGUUUGGUUUAGCUUUGUUUUGUUUUAUUCUGAAAUAAUAAUUCCGAGAGGUCUGAUUGGUAGGGUACAGCUUUAGGGAGCUUUGGUGUUUGGCCACUCUUCCUUUUAUUGAUUCUGGCAGCUAUUGGCUAACAGCCCCUGAGCUCAGCCCUGUCAAGUUCAUCUCAGCGCACUGCACACAAGAACCAAAAAAAAAAAAAAAAAACCUACUCAACCCAACACUUGAUCCAGGCUUUUCCUUUGGAGGAGAAACGUCUUGCCCCGCAGAGGACAGGAAUAUGACUGCAGAGUCCCUUAACUUCGGUCCAGAAUGGCUCCGUGCACUAUCUCGAGGGGGGAGUGUGACCUCUCCUCCUCAAUCCCCCGCCAUGCCAAAGUCCAAGCUGGCCGACUAUCGCUACGGCCGCGAGGAGAUGCUAGCACUUUAUAUCAAAGAUAAUAAGGUUCCAGAUCAGCUGCAGGAUAAGGAGUUUGGCCCGGUCCUGCAGGACCAACCUCUGCAGCCUCUAGCUCUGGAGCCUCUGACUGAGGAGGAGCAGGUAGAAGAUUGGCUAUCGUUGAGGAACUUUUCCAUGUCUGUGAACAGCUCUGCUGUGCUGAGGCUCAUGGGGAAAGGGGGCGGGGCCCCUCCGAUGGGUGUGGCCCGUGGCAGAGGGACUGUUCGAGGAGGAGGAGGAAGAGGAAGGGGAAGAGGAGAGGGCGGAUUCUACCAAAGAGGUCCAGAGGAGGGCGAGGUGGGCUUUGGCCGCAGCAGAGAGAUCAAUCGCAGCCAGAGCUGGGAUGACCGAGGAGAGCGGCGAUUUGAGAAGCCCCUGCGGAGAGAAGGGGUGCGGGUGGGCUUCGAGGAAGGGGCGGCCGUAGUGCCACGGAAAGACUACUCGCGCUCUGACAGCGACAACUGGCGCACGCUGAGGGAGGAGCAGCAGGAGGAGGAGGAAGCGGCAGCAGCAGCGGCGGCGGCGGCAGCAGCAGCAGGAGGAGUAGCUGCAGCAGCACCAGCAGCAGCAGCAUCAGCUGGAACAACUGAGCCAGGUUCAAGCUGGAGGACCAUGGGAGGGAGACAUGAUGACGGGGGCCCUCGCUCGGCCGGAUGGCGCGAUCACACUGGGGAGGGCCGGCGUAAGAAGUUUGACUUUGACUUCGACUUCGGGGAGGGGGGCCGGCGGCGCAACAUGGACAACGACGGGCUCCCUGAGUGGUGCACUGACGAGGAGGACGGCGAGAUGGGUACCUUCGACUCGUCCGGAGCCUUCAUGUGCAUCAAGAAGAACUUGCGGGACCCCAUCCCUGAGGACCAGGAGUUUGAGUUUGAGGCUCUGGAGGAGGAGAACGGUCUGGAGAGUGCUGGAGAGGGAGAAGAUGGUGGGCUGGUGAUGCUGACUGUAAGUGAGGUGGAGAUGAUGUCUAUGACUGGACCUUCGUUUUCCUCGCCCCCUGCCCUCUCUGCCCCUCCACCACCUCAGUCUCAGCCCCCCUCCACCAAUACAGAGCCUGCAUCCUCUGCUGCAGCACCGCCCACAAACACCACUCGAGAGCCUGCUGAAGAUAAGGCACCACCAGGGGGCAUCGCUCGGCUGAGCACCAACUCCUCCCAGAGUGUCUCCUCUCCCCCUUCAUCUGCCGCUGCAAGAGCAGACCUCCCACCAGCAGGUGGAGACAAUGAGGAGGAGGAGCGCAUGAAGCACUUGCAGCAGGAGGCAGAGAAGAUGGUGGCGUCCCUUCAGGACACGUCCUUGGAGGAGGAGCGUUUCACACAGGCCCUGCAGGAGAGCCACGGUGUGGGCAUGGGUGUGGCCGUGGGUGCUGGGGCGGGAGCUAGCGCCUCCACGCACACACACCCCCACACGCACCAGACGGGGGCCUCGGCGCAUUCCCAUUCCCACCCCCACCCGGCCACAUCGCACUCCCUGUCGUACCCGGCCAGCGCACUCCCGCUCUCUCACGAGGCAGCCAUGAAGUGGUUCUACAAAGACCCCCAAGCAGAGAUCCAAGGCCCAUUCUCCACAGUGGAGAUGUGUGAGUGGUUCCAGGCGGGCUACUUCACCAUGACCCUGCUGGUCAAGCGGGGCUGUGACGAGGGCUUCCAGCCCCUGGGCGACGUCAUCAAGAUGUGGGGGCGCGUGCCUUUCUCCCCCGGGCCCUCCCCACCACCCCUGCUGAGCAACAUGGACCAGGAAGUAUUUAAGAAGCAGCUUGAGCAGGUGGCCUCUGCAGCCUUGUACCAGCAGCAACUCCAGAGGAGAUACCAGCAUAUGAACAGCAGCAGUGGCGGAAGCGGCAGCAGCAGUGGCAGCAGCAGCAGGUGUGGGGAGUCCGGCAUGAUGCCAGCUAUGAACAGGUCCAUGUCUGUGCCGGACACCGGACCUAUGUGGGAUAUGCAUACCUCAGCUUCACAGCAGUCAGGCGGUGAAGCCAGUCUGUGGGACUUAACCAUAGGCAACUUACCUCAGGGGCUAAGUCUGGAGCAGCUGCAGCAGAAGCUUCAGCAGGAGCGUCGUGAAGCUGAACUCAGGGCUAAGAGGGAGGAGGAGGACAGGAAACGGAGGGAGGAGAAGAGAAGGCAGCAGCAGGAGGAGCAGAAGAGGAGAGAGGAGGAGGAGGAAAUUUUCCACCGCAAACAGCAGUGUCGUCAGCAGCAGGAGCUGCUCAUGAAGCUGCUCCAGCAGAGCCAGCAGCAGCAGCAGCCGGUGGGGAGCGUGGGGGCCCAGUCACAGGGUCCCUGCUGGAACUCAGCCCAGCCCAAGCCCCCUAAGACCUCCCUCAACCUGCUGGAGAUGGAGACCGAGAGGCUGCUGAAGCAGCAGCAGAGGGCCCAGCAACAGCAGCAGCAGCAGCAGAGAGAGCGGCAGCAGCAGCAGCAGCAGCAUGCUGGGCUGACGAUGGGCCAGUGGAGUGAUGGUGGCGUGGGGGGGAUGUGGGGCGCUGGGGGUCUGGAGGGGAAGGUGACAGCCAGCGGAGGUGGUGGUGGUGGUGGUGGUGGGGGCGGCAGCUCUGGAGGGAUGGGCCUGUGGGACGAGGCCGUGAAGAACCAGAGCAGCCACCGUAGCAUGGGCCUCAAGAACAGCCGCAGCAGCCCCUCACUUAGCGAGCAGUACAUGAUGCGGCGGAAGCAAACGGAGGAUGAGGAGAAGCUGCUGCGUCUGCUGCAGGGCAUCAAGCCGCAGCCUCAGGACGGCUUCACCACCUGGAGCGAGCAGAUGCUGCACGCGCUCAACACCAACGCCAACAACUCCUCCUCCUCUCAGGAAGUGGCCACCAUCGUGGCGUAUCUUAAGGAGGUGGAGUCGCCUUACGAGGUGCACGACUUCAUCCGCGCCUACCUGGGGGACACUGCGGAAGCCAAAGAGUUCGCCAAGCAGUUCCUGGAGCGUCGUGCCAAACAGAAAGCUAACCAGCAGAGGCAGCAGCAGCAGCAGCAACAGCAGCUAUCAAAGGAGCUGUCUGGACUGAACAUGAACUUCCCUCUGCAGUCCAUGUUCCAGGCAUCCCAUAGUGGGAAAAGCAGCGUGUACGACACCCAGGGGAGCAAGAUGAAGAAGAAGCCCAACAUGAUGCUCCACUCUGACCCCAGCAUUCUAGGCUACUCAUUCUUGGGUGCUGGGGAGCGAAUGAUCCUGGGCGAGAUGGAAACCGUGGAGGAUUACUAACCCAGCAGAACUUACCUGAGUCUACCGGAGGCCUUAAAAUCUGGACUGAACAGCAAGAAGAAUGUGCACUGCUCAGUAGAAGGGGACGGUGGGAGGGGCUGUCAGCCUUUGUGUGUGUGUAUGUCCCCAAGUCCAUCUCCUCGAUAUCGAUUACCCUCAACCACCCCCCCCCCCCCCCCCCCCUCCAAACGUAUUAUCUUUCCUCUGUCUUUAUCUCUCUUUCCCAUUACUGACUAUCCUUAAAGACUUGCCUUAUAUGUGUGUGUUCUGCCUCCGAGCGCUAAACCGCUGAGGUAGCAUGUGUAGCUUAGCUGGUUCACAGUGUGUGUUAGCGCCUAGCACUUCAACCCUCAGUCUGCCAUCAGCGCUGUUAGCAACAGUUAGCUCAGGCUAACAUGCGCUGGUGAAUGGGCUAAGGCUUCACGAAAGGUGACCGCUGAGGUUAUCUGUGUUGCAGGGUGGUUAAGGCCUACACCGGUUACACAUGAGACUGACGGUUUGCAGAUUUUGGGAAAUCCAGGGUGUCUCAAUGAAGUUUGUGGAAGGCUAAAGUCAGUUUUUGUCCCUGUCGUUCAUAUUGAUCGUUUGUUUGUUUGUGGGUUGUCAAGCCCCAGCCCUCCUCUGAGCAUGAGUAAGGAGAGUAGUUGGAGUGUGCAGUGAAGCUGCCAAGGCUCCUUCUGCACUUCCUACAUUAAGCACCUUAAGAACUUAACGCACUUUGUUACGAUUUUUCAAUUUCAAUAUUUGAAAUGGAAGUUGAUUUUUUUUGUUUGUUUUAUCUGUUUUUUUUCUUGUUUGUUUUUCUUUUCUUAUUUUUCUUUUUUUUUUUACAAUGGAAACUGUGUGAAUAUUUUUCUGUUGCAUAUAUUAUGUGUAGAGUAUUCAUAUACACACACAUUUGUGUGAGUAUGUAUAUACAUUAGUGCGCCAGAGGUAACUUCUGCUUUUUAGAGUCUUGGAAAGAUCAAGGAUGAGAAUACAAAGUGAACAGGAGUCUUUUUAUGAGUCGGCAGAAAAUUGAUUUGUUCUUGAAAGAAAAAAAAACACUGUUGUAUUUUUUCAUGUUCAUAUAAAAAGGUAGAGCUAUAAAAACAUGUUUUUUUAACUUGAAGAUUUGCACUUGUUUAGAAAAACAAACAAAAGUACAGAAAAAAGUUAGCGUUAGCAUAGGGGUUUGGAAGACUUAUUUUUAUGAUCACAAGUGUGAUUGUGAGUUCGAGUGUGUCGGAUGAAGAAUUCUGCACAAUUGUUUUUAUACCAACAUGUAUAAACAAAUGCCAUGUUUUUAUUUGGUUCGUAUGAUAAUUUUGUACUUCAUUGAGCAUAUAUACUGGUGUGUAUGCAAGCGUGUAUGCAAGUUAGCCUGCAUGUGUGAAUGUAUGUGGGAUUUAGAGAAUGAGCGCGAAAAGAAUGUUUGCAAUCAUUUUGUACAUGGUUUCUGAAAGCGUGAAGAAAAAAGAAAAAAAAAAGUGAUUGGCGAGGGCAGUUGAAAAUUGCAUGGCCAGCACUCAGCAGAAGGGCUGGUUGAGGUAUUCACUCUCUUCUUUUGCCAUUGGUGCUGUGUUGCUCUCUCGCUCUCCUCUGAUUGGACAGUUAAGAGCCAAGUGAUUGGUUGCUGAAAUCUAAUAUUGUGUGUGUAACUGCUCUGUUUUUUUUUUUCUUUCUUUACAUCAUUAUAAAACUGCAUUACCUGCCACCCCCACUCCCCACUCUAAUGCCACUCACAGCUUUUGCAGAGUUACUGCAUAGUCUAUAACCCUGAGCUGGGGGUGUGGUGUGGGGUGGGGGGGAGGGCGCAUUUAGAUGUGAACUAUUUGCCUUUAACUCUGUUUGAGUGAGUUCUGAUUUCUAAUUGGCUGGUUUACACAGUCGUCAUGGCGCUGUGAUUCUGUGUGAUAGCGUUGCCGUGCUAAGUUACUUAUUUUUGUUGAUGUAUAGGACGAUUUAUUUUUUUAUUGUUGUACACACAAAGUGAAAAAGUAUUUGAACUGUAUGAUUUGGAGCACUUUAAGGCUGCUACCUUAUUGUAUUUUUGAAUAUUGCAUUUUGUUUUGUCAUAUUUCUUGUUUUUAAUGUUUGUUUGUUUCUUAUUUUGGUUGUGUUUUUGUCUGACGUUUUAAUUGCUUGCCUCUGUGGGAAGUGAAUUAUGAAUGUAUGAGAGAAAAAAAGUAUAUAAUGUAUAACUAUGAUAAAACCAGAUAUUUCAGCAAGAUUAUAAAAAAAUGUCUGGGAAGAAGAGCUUUUUUGGGGGGGAAAUACUUCAACAUAAAUAGAAUGAAAACUGAACAAGGAAAGUGCAUGGAUUCAGCACACUGCCUUGUCAUACUGUUCUUCCAAGAUUUCCAUAGACUUUUUUUCUUCCCCUCGAGGAAGCUUUUGAGAGCAUCUUGAGUGGCAUUUUUCUGUUUUUUUACGAGACUUCAUUCUCAUAGACUCAUGGCAGAUUGUAUGCAUGGACAACAGAGCGAACAUAAGCGUGCUGCAUCUUGUGAUGUCACUUCCUCUCAUCCGUGUGAUUCACUAAAGCCAAGGAGAUAUGGUGUUCAUCAAUGAAAGAAAGAAAAGAAAAAAAAAAGAUAUCAAUUUUGUUCUUUACAUAUAUCAAUUGUUGGAACUGAGGGAUAUGAUUCUUUUUUUAGUGGCCCAAAUCUCACGAAGAAACUGAACAUUAGGGCAGUGGAAUUGUCGGUACUUGAUCUUCACAGAAACCAACCCUUUUGACUGCUUUGUGCAUUUGUCAGUCAUUAGUUUCUUGGUCUGGGUUUUAUUGGAGUUUUUUUUUGGUUUUUUUACCGGAAGCAGAUGAACAGGAUGUACAGUGGACUUCUUGCCUUUGUGACUGCAUAGGAACUAUCUCUCUGCAGAAGGAAGAGGCUAUCAUUUCAAGCCAGCUUCAGGCACAAUACCAUCCACCACUUUUAGUUGAGGAAAUUGGACAGUGAGGAAUGUCUCAAAUUGGAGGGGAACAUUUCUUUUUUUUUUUUCUCCUCCCCUCCACUUCUCUGUUUCAUCAGUGAUUUUUUUUUUUUUUUUUUUUUUAUUUCGUUUUUUUUUUAGUUUUUUUGGGAGGGGGGCGCACUUCUGAGACAACUGUAGACAUGGUUUUGGUUUUGGAGAUAUAUUUUGCCACAGAAGAUGCCCUUGCUUAGAAUGAAGGAAACAUGUUAAGGAGUAAUUCAGCAGAAAGUUUGUGGGAAAAGAAAUCUAAGCUACCAUGACUGAACGAGUAACAAAAAUAACUCUGUUUGAGGUGCUGUGGCUGUGAUGCUUUGCUGAAUAUUUUGAAUGUUCUGGAGAGAAGUUGGGUUGUGGACUUUUACAAGAAACCAGUUUCUCCCUAUUUAGUUUAAUGGACAUCUGUUGUAAAUGGACAGUAUCCCAGUGGAAUCCUUCUUUGGUCAUUCCUGAAGAGGAUGGAGAACAUCUUGAGUUCUGGAAAAUCUGAGGAAAAUCCCUUGAAAGACACAAAAAGGACAGUCUACUACCUGGUCACCAAUUGGGACUGAUGGACUCGCCCCCCUCACACACUGGAGGAUCUGAUGGUCUGGCAUGCAGCCAAUGGGAAGCGCUGGAGAAGGAGAACAUGGAUGUGAACGGUGUCAAACGAAAGUUGGACACAUUUGGAUUCAGAGUUCACCAUUUUGGAGCAUUGCGUUGUGGGCAGAUCCUUUAAAGUGAAUGUGGACCAUUUCACAAACUGAACCUUUGGUGACUGUUGCGAUACAUUGACUGACUCUCUCGCACACACGCACGCACACACACUGACUAAAACACAUGAUACACAUUUAAAAAUACCUGCUUAGGGGUCUUGAACUUGGCACGGGAUGCCCUGUAUAUAAUGUUUAUGCUUUUUGUCCCCAUUGACCUCUUGGGUUUUGUUGUUUUUGUCUUUUUUAACAUGCCUUAACUACACAAAAUAGAACUGCCAUAGAGAUGGUUGGGUUUCUUACCCAAAGACACAUGUACAAAAACACUUUAAAAAUGAAAAUGCCCAGACGCUACCAGACAUACCAACAGGAAGUUUGGGGAUGCAGUGUGUCCAUGAUCUGGGCCCUCUGUUUCUUGGACGAGGUUGUUACUGUCUAACAUAGUAAACAUAGUCAUGGAAAAAUUGCAGAGCUGCUGGGGGAAAAUAAUGCCACGAUGUUGUGCUUGUACAGUCUGAAUGUCACAGCAAAUGAAUACUUUUUAAUUCUGUUUUUUUUUUUUUUUUUUAACAUUGUUAACGUUGGCAUUUAUAUAAAGAAAGAAACACCACUGCUGGACUGGUUGUACUCCCUCCUUUAGUCAAGAGUCAAUUAAAUUCCAUUUGUAAAUGAACAUGGUGAGAACUAAGACAAGGGCAUAGGCUUUUUUUUUUCUUUGAAGAGAUCAAAAAAAUGUUAAACAUAAAUAAACAUUUGUUUUAAACGUU